AUGGAUCGCAGUAUGCACGACCAAACAGCUGAAUGCUGGAGGCGGUUGGCUUCUGGCAGAGAGGCCCGUGCCAGGUCCAAUAAGUGUCGCACAGAGCCCCACGUCUCCAGGGACAGCACAACAAACAGACCUCUGUGUGCGCAGCAGGACAGGGACCAACGAGGGAGGGAACGUCGCAUGGACAGAACCACACUCCAACGAGAGGCUGGGAAAGACGGCGGCGUGUGGCAGGAGAUUUCCACUGCGGCCUCGAGAGGCCCUGCCCUGGCCCCACCUCGUGUUCCAGGCCCUGCUGCUGCUCCUGCUCCUCCAGCAUUGUGGACCCCUGGCCAGGUGUCCCAUCCGCCUGCAGAGCUUCCUGUGCACUGGAACGAGCAACUUCCAUCUUUCCAGCAGGACUGGAUCAGGAAGACUCUGUUCAGGGCCAACACAAGAACAGGGAAGCCUGAGCUGACGCCACAUCCCAACUUCUGGUGGUACCCUCCCCAGCCCCCGACCGUCUUCACCCAGCCCCCUGCCUCUCCUGAUAUCUUCUUCUGCCGCCCCCUGUUCCUCUGGAUGCCGCUGAAGAUGUGGUCCAUUCCACUUGUCUGUGUCCAGCCAGCCUGCAGUAACCACAAGCUGACAGCUGCUGGUAUUUACCGCACUGUGCGCAAGGUCCUGGACAUAGACGGGUGGUAUGACAUGGCCACAGAGUAUCUGGAGUGCAAAGGGUGCAAGAAGAAGUAUCCAGCCUGGUCUGAAGACAUCCUGGGACAGCUCGACAUGGGACACCGCAGAACAUUCCCCGCCAUCCUGACAUACAGGUACUCGUGUGACUACCGUGUAGUCAUUAUGAUGCGGGAGAGAACCCGGGGCAACAGCGUCACGCAGCUUCACAAAAAGUUGCAGGAGCAGCACACCUCAGCGUGGUCACGGAGGACGCUGGAGUACCUCACUGUCUGUGAGCCCUUCACAGACUCCUCCAUCACUGAGCCUCCAGUCUUCUCUGCACCCCCGCCCCUCCCACCCAUCCCCAAACCCAAGUGGCUGUUGUCUGUGUAUGCCAGGGACGUCCUCUCACGGCUACCGGAGGUCAAGGCCAAAAUAACUUCGGUCUUUGGGUCUGUCCUCAAGAUGGUCUCCACCAAAAAAGGUCACUAA
Messenger RNA from Knipowitschia caucasica, 1143 nucleotides. NCBI's taxonomy places the organism in Eukaryota, Metazoa, Chordata, Actinopteri, Gobiiformes, Gobiidae. The record is from the annotation of a GenBank genome assembly.